Molecule: messenger RNA, 974 nt
Organism: Drosophila kikkawai
Lineage: Eukaryota; Metazoa; Arthropoda; Insecta; Diptera; Drosophilidae
Gene: Prx2
Product: Peroxiredoxin 2
Biological process (GO): leukocyte activation; removal of superoxide radicals; hydrogen peroxide catabolic process
Cellular component (GO): cytosol
Molecular function (GO): thioredoxin peroxidase activity
Source: RefSeq, a predicted model, not a curated record
ACGAAAGUUUCGCAGUUUUCCAUUCGCGAAAUAACGUCGUGCCGAGAAGGUCUGUGCUAAAUCAAGCUAAAUCAACUAGCCACGCGGAAGUCGACCAUUACUAAGUUCCGUUGCCAACUACAAAACUACAAUGCCCCAGCUGCAGAAACAAGCUCCCGAAUUCUCCGGCACCGCCGUCGUCAACGGCGUGUUCAAGGACAUCAAGCUGAGCGACUACAAGGGCAAGUACCUGGUGCUGUUCUUCUACCCGCUGGACUUCACCUUCGUGUGCCCCACGGAGAUCAUUGCGUUCUCGGAGAAUGCCGCCGAGUUCCGCAAGAUCAACUGCGAGGUGAUCGGCUGCUCCACCGACAGCCAGUUCACCCAUCUGGCCUGGAUCAACACGCCGCGCAAGCAGGGCGGCCUGGGCAGCAUGGACAUUCCCCUGCUGGCCGACAAGUCGAUGAAGGUGGCCCGCGACUAUGGUGUGCUGGACGAGGAGACUGGCAUUCCCUUCCGCGGCCUCUUCAUCAUCGAUGACAAGCAGAAUUUGCGCCAGAUCACCAUUAACGAUCUGCCGGUGGGCCGCAGCGUUGAGGAAACCCUGCGCCUGGUGCAGGCCUUCCAGUACACGGACAAGUACGGCGAGGUGUGCCCGGCCAACUGGAAGCCCGGCCAGAAGACCAUGGUGGCCGAUCCCACCAAGUCCAAGGCAUACUUUGAGUCUACCUCCUAAGAGGCUACAAACCCAUUGUCGGGACGGGGGCUGCUCCUGGCGAGCGGGAGCGGAUUCGAAUCGCAACACCCCCCGUGCCCCAGCUAUAUUACAUAUAUUCACGCCACUAAAUAUUAAUCCUAGAGCGUAGAAGAAACACCUGUGAAGCAUACCUUUAGCAGAAAGCUGAAAGUGAUUUUUUGUGUUAAUUUAAUAUAUAUAUUUUUUUUUAAUUUUCCUUUUUGUAAUUCACUACAAUAAACGAUUUUACGGAAGCGAA